This is a messenger RNA of Arachis ipaensis, 768 nucleotides long. Lineage: Eukaryota; Viridiplantae; Streptophyta; Magnoliopsida; Fabales; Fabaceae. The record is from RefSeq and is a predicted model, not a curated record.
GUCUAUUGUGUUGUCUUUAUGCCUAAGGUAGCAAGUUUAUCGGCAUUUCUUAGUUCGAUGGGAUCCGUACCUGUGUUGAAGUGGCCUAGGAAUGGUUAUAGAAAGCUGAAUCAUAAAGAAUCCGAUAAUGCACUACUUCCAAUGACCGAAUUGAAAAAGGGCAACAAGGCAUCCUUCGAAAAAAGUAAGAGUUGUCUUGAAAGUUCUGAUGAAUCUUAUGACAAGCAACUUUAUGGAUGGUAUGGUGCCAUUCAGAGACAGAUUCGAAGAUCUCAAUACCAAAUGCGAUACAGUCAACCAGUUCGAAUAACAGUUUCCAUUGUUGUUCUCCUUUGCUUGAUUGUUUUAAUUGUGAUUCGCGCUAUGUAGAAGGAAGAAGGCUUAGACACACGUGUUGAUAUCAGUUUGUAGCUGGCAAGAGCAUGAGGAAUGACAAGCUUUUGCUUCAAGCUAAUUUAACAUUUCAAAUGCUUUGGGAUUUAAUAUUUAUAGCCAACCAUAGCAUUUGCUCAGUUAUUCAUUUGUUGCUAAAAAGUUCUCCUUUUCUUCUUUUUUUUUCCCCUUCCUAUUUUAAAAUUGUUCAUCAAGAGCUCUCUCUUGUAGUGGUAUCACAAGUCAUAAGAUGCAUGAGAUGGAGAUGAAAGAGGGAAUGGACAUGUUAGAUGUGAUAUAUACUACUGUACCUUCUUGAUGAGCUUUGGUUUUGUACCGAAUCCUUUUGUAACAUGUACAUAUUCAAGAUGAUGUUUUAUUACUCUUUUCACUCAA